This is a messenger RNA of Drosophila ananassae, 6733 nucleotides long. RefSeq names its product chaoptin. The coding region runs from base 733 to 6357 and encodes 1874 amino acids. Gene Ontology annotation, molecular function: protein binding. The record is from RefSeq and is a predicted model, not a curated record. Lineage: Eukaryota; Metazoa; Arthropoda; Insecta; Diptera; Drosophilidae. The transcript has 10 exons.
CAGUUCGUGCGUCCAGUUCGUGGAAAAGUCGGAAAAAUCAGAGCAUCGGUAGCAGAUGCCGGCAGUUGCCGAAAAUCAGUCUUUGCGCGUUUUCCAACUGCUGCGGUCCAAAAGCCAAAACGACGGCUGAUUUUUCAACCAAAAGUUGUCCAAAACAUUGUCGAGAUUUUUGAAUCGUUUCCAAUCCAAAACAUAAAUAAUUAUUUAACUUGAGAGACAGCUGAAUUUAAUGUUUAAAAAAUAUAUACAAUUAUUUUUUGCGAUUAAUGACAAAAUAAGAAACAAAAUAAAACGCGUGUGAAAAAAUAGUGGUUUUGCAUUAUUAAAUUAAAAAAUAACUAUAAUUAUGAUUUUGAAUAUUUGGCAUGUGUUGUUUGCCAAUUUUUUGGUGUGAAAAUUUGACCAAAAAAAUAAACAAAAUAAAAACAGAAGUUUUGCCAAAAAAAAAAACAAAAAAGAAAACAACAAAAAUCUGAGCCGGAACUGUGCCGCAAAAACACGUGCCUUUUUGGGGGCAAGUACCACGUUUUUGGUGUCCGAACCAGAGCCAGAGCCCGAGUCGGAGCCAGGGCCGGAGAGUUCGAGAUUUUCCCCGAAUAUCAAGGCUUGCAGGAUGUGCAGGAUGCCACGUGGCCAUUGAGAAAUCUCUGGCUUGGAGUGACUUUCAAGGAUAUGUGGAAGGCCAGUGGAAGACAUCUGAUCUGAGAGCGGCUGAGAGGACAUCGUGGGAAAAUGUGCAAAGGCAGCGAUUCUAAAAGGACAGCAACGCUGGCAAACUUAUUAGCGAAAUGCACGAAGUCAACAAAUGGACAGAGAGUCCUUCCAAAGGAAAAGGAGAGUCAGGACCAGCAGCCGCAAAAACAACGAGGUGAACGUCGAAACAAGCUGCAGGAACUGAAACUGGAACUGGAACUUGAGCAAAACCAACAAAGGCAACAACAGCAACAACAAUACCAUAAUCAGCGUCAGGAGCAAGGACAUCAAAUAGAGCAAACGGCAAUGGGGACAAAUGAAGAGGCGUCAGUGGAAGGGGCAGGAGAGGCAGGAACAGCGACAGCGACAGCAACAGCGGCUGCCAAGAAGCACGAACAGCCGACCAAGCCAACAGACUCCAAAUGCAAAAGCAAACACAAAUACAAAUUCAAACACCAACAGGACGAUGGACAGGACAGGCCCGCCUGCCAGUGGCGGGCCAGGAGGACUGCGAUGGCCAGGGAGAUGGGAAAUUGCAAUAAUGUUGCCAGCGUUCAGCAGCAUGUCCUGCGGUUGGCUUGGCUCCUGCUACCGAUGAUGCUGCUCCUCCAGCUGCCGCUGCCGGCCGUGGCAACCGCAGCCUCGAUGACACCUUCGGCCAGGAUCUCCAGUGCCAAAGGCACUGCACGUGAGCUCCUCUUCACCGAGAUGGGCGGCAUUAGUUCCCCAUCCGCCGCAGCAUCUCCUCCCCAAGGAGUGCCCAUCACAGGAGCUACAGGACCAGGAACAGGGAGUGGUGUAGGAGGCGGUGUAGGGGGCGGUGGAGCAGCUGGCAUCGAGUGUCCCAGCUUCGACAACUCGGCCUGUCCUUGCUACAAAUUCGAGGAUGGACUAUUUCUGGAGUGUCCUGGCACCACGGCGAUAUCCUUGCGCUCGACCCUGGAGAGGAUCUCGGCCCCGAUCCAUUCGCUAUCCAUCUAUGACUUUGAUCGUUCGGUGACGUCCCUCUCGCAGGAUGUCUUCCAGCCGGGCGUCCAUAUCCGGCAUCUGCAGUUCUCGCACUCGCACCUGGAGGCCCUCAAGGACAAUAGCCUGCGCAACGUCCGCUCCAGCCUGGAGUCCUUGAGCAUAGUUAACGGCAAAUUGACACAGAUGCCCUCCCGCGCCCUGAGCGCCAUGCAGAAGCUGACGGCUUUGGACUUUGAUUACAACGAGAUAGUACGGGUGGAGGACUACAGCUUCUAUGGGCUGCGGCUCUCCAAGCUGAACCUGAAGGGCAACCGGCUGCAGGGGAUGCCGGAGCACGCAUUCGCCGGACUGGAGGAGUGCCUGCAGGAGAUCGACGUGUCGGAGAACGGACUUAGGACCUUUCCGCUCAUGGCCCUGAGGAAGCUGGACCACCUGAGGAUACUGCGAUUGUCCAACAACCGGAUAGCCACCUUCUACGGGGACAUCCAGCUGGCCACCAACAAUGCCACGGCAGCGGCGGCGGCAGCAGCUGCCCUGCAACUGCCCUCCCUGAUCUUCCUGGACCUCAGCUCCAACCAGUUUGCCGAGAUCGGAGAUGACUGCUUCCGGGCCUUUCCGCAGCUGAAGACGCUGUCGUUCUACGCCAACCAGAUCGAGAUUGUCCAGCCGGAGGCGUUCAAGAGCCUGAGGGAGCUGAUGUCCCUGGACAUGUCACACAACCGGAUCGUCACCCUCGACCCGAAGGUGUUCGAGCGGAACAAGCGCCUGCAGACGGUGGAUCUGAGCCACAACCACAUCCACUCCAUCGGUGGGGUCUUCUCGGACCUGCCCCAGCUGCGGGAGGUGUUCCUCAGCGAGAACAAUAUCCUGGAGCUGCCGGCCGACGCCUUCACGAACUCCACCAAUGUGGAUGUGAUCUAUCUGGAGUCGAACGCCAUCGGCCACAUCGAUCCAAAUGUGUUCAGCACGCUGGUGAACCUGGACCACCUGUAUCUGCGCUCCAACUUCAUACCACUGCUGCCGGUUACCCUCUUCGACAAGUCCACGAAGCUCUCGUCCCUGUCGCUGGACAACAACGAGAUCCAGGACCUGGAGAUCGGCAUGUUCAGGAAGCUGGAGCACCUGAGGGAGGUGCGACUGCACAACAAUCGCAUCCGCCGGGUGAGGAAGGGGGUAUUCGAGCCGCUACCGGCCCUCCAGGAGCUGCACAUCCAGAAGAACAGCAUCGAGGACAUCGAACCGCAGGCCUUCCACACGCUACUGAACAUGCAGCACAUCAAUCUGCAGGACAACCAGCUGACCGUUCUGGAGGACAUCUUCCCGGAGGACAACUCCAGCCUGCUGUCCGUCCAGCUGGAGGCCAACUACCUGCACAAGGUGCAUCCGCGCACCUUCCGCCGCCAGCAGAAGGUGCAGAUUAUGUGGCUGCGGGACAACCAGUUGGUGCGCGUGGAGAGAUCCUUCUUCGCGGACACCCCGCAGCUGGGCCGGCUCUAUCUGAGCGACAAUCGCAUCCGGGACAUCGAGAAGGACACGUUCGGGAGCCUGCUGCUGCUGCAGUUCCUCGACCUCAGCGGCAACCAGCUGCGGCAGCUCAGGCGCGACUACUUCGCCCCGCUGCAGAGCCUCGAGGAGCUCAGUUUAGCCCGCAACCACAUUGAGGCCAUCGAGGGGUAUGCCUUCGCCAAGCUGAAGAACCUCAAGUCCCUGGACCUGUCCCACAAUCCCCUCGUCCAGAUCACCCGGGACGUCUUCCUCGACGAGCUGCCCCUCAGCUCGCUCAGCCUGGCCAACUGCUCGCUGCGGAAGCUGGAGCAGCACACCUUCAAGUCGCUGACCAACCUGAACGACCUGAAUCUGGAGAGGAAUUUGCUAAAUCCGGCGGACAUCCAGAAGCUGGACGUGCCGAACCUGCGGAAGCUCCAGCUCUCCCACAACAACUUCAGCCAUGUGGGCCUGGGCGGCAAUGGCGGCGGCAUCAUGGCCGGAAUGUUCGACAAGCUGCGCUCCCUGCAACAGCUGACCAUGGCCAAUUGCAGUCUGGGGCAAGUGCCGGACCUGCUCUUCUCCAAGAACCCCAACCUGGUCAAGCUCGAUCUCUGCGACAAUCGGCUCAGCCAGAUGAACAGGAACAUCUUCAGCGGACUGAACGUCUUCAAGGAGCUGCGCCUCUGCCGGAACCUGCUCACUGAGUUCCCCCACAUCGCCCUCUACAACCUGAGCACCCUGGAGAGCCUCGAUCUGGCCAGGAAUCACCUGGCCUCCAUAGACUUCUUCAAGCUAAGCGGCACCCUCAAUCUCCGCCAGCUCAUCCUGAAGGACAACAAAAUCACAGCCCUGAGCGGCUUCAAUGCCGUCAACCUGACCCAGCUGGACAGUGUGGACCUGAGCGGCAACUCCCUGCUGUCCCUGCCGGCCAACUUCCUGAGGCAUUCGAUUAAUCUGCAGAGAGUCGACCUGUCCAGCAACCGAUUCCUCCAAAUCCCGUCCUCGGCGCUCUCGGACGUCUCCAUACCGCGCCUCUCCUGGCUGAACCUGACCGGCAAUCCCAUCAAUCGCAUCUACACGGUUAAGGAGGAACGGUAUCCGUACCUCAAGGAGCUCUACAUCUGCCAGACCAAUCUCUCCAUACUGACGUCGAAGGACUUUGAGGCCUUCCAGGCACUGCAGCACCUGCAUUUGGUCAACAAUCGCAUCACCCGCAUAUCGCCCGGCGCCUUCAAGUCGCUCACCAACCUCCUGACCCUCGACCUGAGCGUCAACGAGUUGGAAAUGCUGCCCAAGGAGCGCCUGCAGGGCCUCAAGCUCCUUCGAUUCCUCAACAUUUCGCACAACACCCUCAAGGACCUCGAGGAGUUCAGCGCCGAUCUAUCGGAAAUGCAAACCCUGGACCUCAGCUUCAAUCAGUUGGAUCGCAUUUCGAAGAAGACGUUCCGGAACCUGCACGGCCUGGUGGAGCUACUUCUGAUGGGCAAUCGGAUGACGGUUUUGUCCAACGACGCCUUCCGCUACUUGAGGAAGCUGCACCUGCUGGACCUCAGGAAGAACUACUUCGAACUGGUGCCCCUGGAUCCUCUGAAGCCGCUGGAAACCAAUCUGAAGACUCUCAAACUGGAGGAGAAUCCACUGCAUUGCAGCUGCGACGCCCAGAAGCUCUGGGAAUGGCUGCGGGAUCAUCGCAAAUGGUCGCUGGCCACCGGCGGCAGUGGCGGAGGAGGAGGCGGAGGGGAUUCCAUUAAUUACCUGAGGUGCGAACACCCCUCGGAGCUGCGGGGCAAGGUGUUUGGCAAAAUGGAGCCGCAGCAGUUCUGCGAUGCCCCGCUAAUACCGAAAAUGGCCAUCCAGGACAUCCAGCCCUAUUCGGUGGUCGUGUCCUGGCAGAGUCGCGACCAUUUGGGCCUCACCGGCUUCGAAAUUGUUUACCACGCCACCGGCGACGGACUCGUUCCGGCCGGAUCUCCAACGGACCGUGACCGUGAACGGGAGCGCGGCAGAGAUGGGGAGCGGGACAGGGACAGGGACAGGAGUCAUGGCCAGGAGCGGCAUCGCCAUCAGGAGCAACAGGAACGGGAGCGAGACAGAGACCGUUACCCUCUUGCCACGGAUGAGAUACACGGCAAGCGGCUGAACGGAACUGCCAGCUCCACCAAGCUAACCAAACUGAGUCCAAAUACCCGGUAUCACAUCUGCGUCAUCGGGAGCGGUAAUUGGCUCUCGGAGCCCCUGGCGAAUGCGCUACAACGCCUCCAUGUCAACGACUCCAACCGCGACGAAGAGGCUUUGGUGGUGUCGGCCCCCCUGCCGGAGUCGUACUCCCCCUACCAGCAUCACAGUCGCAUGGCCAUGACCCAGGACCAGGCUCAGGAUCCAGAUCUGGAGAAUGCGAUUGGCGGCGAUAAUGUGCUCAUGGAGGUGCUGAAGAACUCCCACAUCUCGGCCUGCACAGACGUCCAGACGCUGGACUCCACGCCCAGCCUGGUGACGGACGAGAAUGGGCUGUCCAGCAACGGCUUCAUCCACUCCAUCCUCACCCGGAGACUGGGCCUGAUAGUCGGCUGCUGUCUGGGCAUCAUAGUCUUCAUCGUGAUGAUCUCGGUGCUGAGCUACGUGAAGCUGAAGAAGCAGAGGAUCGAGAAUGCCAAGCGGCAGGCCGCCCUGCCUCCGGAGUACAUCUCCUAUCGCCACUUCUCCAUCCCCAACGAGGAGCUGACCCGGACCGCUGCCAGUGCCGGCAGUGCUGCCGCUGCCGUGGCUGCUGCCCAGGCGGCGGCGGCGGCCCAAGCGGCGGCAGCUGCCCAGGCCGCGGCCAACAGCUCCGGCACGCCGUCGGGCAGUUCGCCGCACAUGUCCAGUGUGCCCAGCGGCAUCAGUGCACACAUCAGUGGGACCAGCCUCAGCACCGGCACUGGCACUGGCACCACCACCACCACAGCCACCACGCCCAUCGGUGGUGUCCCCGUUGGCCUGCCCCUCGUCGCAAAGGCCGCCAGUCCCAUUGUCGGCCUGGUCGUUGAUCCCUCCACGGCGGUCGCUCCAACCGAUAACAGUGCCAGCCACCACAGUCACGGCCACGCCCACGCCCACAAUCACAGUCACAACAAUCACGCCCACAACCACGCCCACGCCCACCGCCAGAACAACGGGUAUAUGGCAGCGGGUGUGGUCCUGAACACCAAUCACUUGAGUGUGUGUUAGUUAGCAGGCCACUAGUGGCAGCUCUUGAGCAUAUUUGAGCAGAAACUUCCAGGGACGAAAGGGUAUGGGUUAAUUUUUCUUUUAUUUUUUUAGACUUUAUCAGGAAACUGAAACUCUACUAGUUUCUUUUAGAUAUUUCUUCAAAAGAUUAUCUCUAGCAAUCAGUAGCUAAUUUCGAUGAAAACUUCCACUUUUAAUCAACAAAUAAUUGAUAGCCCCGGAAAAAAGCCAAUAAACUAAUAUUUUUUUGAUUGAAAAUCCAAACAAACCAAAAUGAAGAGCACUUUGGAUCACAAAGUAGGCUUAAUGCAAUCGAAACGCUUUCAAACGUACAUUAGCAUUUGAAUGAUAAUUUAAAACACUUUCCAAAAAAAGC